AUGAACAACCAUUCUCCUCCUUUGAUCUCACCUUACAUACAACGAAAAAAUUCAGCCACCACUGGUGGUGGGACUAAAACCCAAAAGCGCCCAAAGGCUACAAAGUCACAUACAGCACCUCCAGCGUCAAGCGGACGAGUUACAAAGCGUAAUAGCGUUAGUAAUGCAACUAAAGCUGGAAAAGGUGAAAGUUCCACACGAGGAGCCGGUAGAGGUGGUAGGGGCGGCAGAGGUGGUAGUACCCGUGGCCGUAAACCAAGUUUACAACGUCAACCCCCAGGCUCUCUUAUGUUAGAACAUUUAGAGAGUGCUAGCGUUCAUUCAACCGCGACAACACCAGCUUCAAGUACCCCUUCAAGAGAUAUUGCUCCACAGACACCUGGUGAAGAAAUUGAUCAAUACAUUAGACAGGAUGAAGAAAUAACGGAUACAGAUCUUGAAAAAACGAAUAAAGAUGUAAAACCCUCUAUGAACAACACAACUUUCUCGAAAGAACAAACAGAACGAUUUGAAGUGUACAGACGUUCGGCUUUGAGUAAACCAAAUAUCAAAAAGUUGGUAAGUGGUAUUCUGGGACAACCAUGCUCAAAUAAUAUUUCAAUUGUGGUAGCCGGGUUUUCCAAGAUUUUUAUCGGAGAAAUCGUUGAAAAAGCAUUGGACAUUAAAAAAGAGUGGGGUUCAGAAGGACCUCUUUCACCUGAUCAUAUACGAGAAGCAUUUAGACGAUAUAAACAGGAAACAGGAUUCACUAUUCAUAAUUAUCAAAAAAGAUUGUUGCGACGUUAG
Molecule: messenger RNA, 786 nt
Organism: Scutellospora calospora
Lineage: Eukaryota; Fungi; Glomeromycota; Glomeromycetes; Diversisporales; Gigasporaceae
Source: the annotation of a GenBank genome assembly